CGUGCGCUGGCUGUGCGCCAACACGUUGCGCAUGCGCGUUAAAUAGCUUACAUCAAUUUUUUCUCGCUUCUUUCUAAUUCUGAACGCGUAAACUCGCAGUAUAAGUGACAGUGAUGGUCUUAAACAUAAUUAUUUAAAAUUAUAUCGUAGUUAGUGAUUUAUAAAAAGUUUGUGGUGAUAAUGUCUCCAAAGUGUCCAGUGUCCCCAUUACAAGAAGUAACACUCUCUUUAGUUGGUAGACAGUUAAUACACGCGCUAUCUCGUGUUACAACAGACGAAGAUGUCGAAUUGCCCUUCGCUAUGGUAUCCUCUUACUACGAAAGUAUGGGAGCUACCAACGACAUAUUCCAGGAUUUACUCAACUUGAUACUCAGUUCCGAAUACCUCGAACCGUCGAUACGAUAUUUAUCAAUGAAACUCCUGCUUAAAGAAAAUGUGAAGAGUCUUGCGACUGGGAUCUUCCCUUGCCAGUAUUACAGGAAAGUACUAGAAUUGAUCACAGAACAAGGUAAACAUCUGACUGCCCUCAAUUUAAAAGGUGUAUGGGUUAAAGAUGAACAUCUACCAUUAUUCUAUCAGCUGAUAAAGAAUCUAACAAAUUUAACGACUUUAAAUAUACCGUAUAUGGCGAAUGAUGAAGUGCUCAAAUUUAUAGGUGAACAUAACAAAGUGCUCAAAUUAUUAGACGUGUCAGGUGAGACGGAUAUCACGGAGAUUGGAAUAGAUGCUAUGCUCACAGGGAAUCCACAACUUACACAGAGUUUAACUGUAGUUAAUAUAGGUAUGUACGGUGAAGAGAAUGUGGAUCAUACGGAUGUCGCUUUGUUGAUACGACGUCUGCCUAACCUGACGAAUCUCGGAAGCUAUUCGUUUGUGGGUAAAGCUAUUUAUUAUAUUCACAACAACGACUGCCCGCCGGGAUUUAAAACAAAACUACAGUACAUGCACGACGCUAGAACUAAUUUAAGGACGAUGAAAGCAAUAGUCGCUCUAUGUCCGAUGUUGGAGACAAUAUAUUUAGAAGAGCCCGAUCAAGGUGUGCUGCAAUUGAUAAAAGAUUUGAGUAAUGUAAAUAAGAUUAAAUUAAAUAAAUUUCAAUGUCACGAAUUACAUCAGCUGUUGGAUAAGAUAGGUUAUAAAAUUAUAACGCUGAUGCUCUCUGCUUCAUUGGGGUCGUUCAAUUUUACGAGGAUAGCCGAAACUUGUACCAAUUUAGAAAGUCUGGAAUUCUAUCAGAUACAGACGGCGACUCAUGAAGAGGAGGUACCGUUUAACAAGCUGGAACAUAUCGAAAUAAUACAUGGUAACCUCUCAACGCAAUGUUUGAAAUAUUUAAUGACUUCCAGCCCUAAGUUAAAGAAGUUGAUCAUAGGAGAUGAAAUUCUUCUGGACGAUUGUGAUAUGUCAAGGAUGCUCCGUCGCUACAAGUUCCCGUAUUUAGAAGUCACUCCUGACGAGAUGAUGCUUAUGCGCGCUAUCUAUGCCAGUACAAAUACUGAUAUCAUACUGUCCCCGUUAGGUAUAUUCCAACAAGGCAAUUAAUGUGCAAAAAUUAAUAUGUCAUCUCAUCCAUAGAUGGCAACACAACAUGUUAUUUUAUAAGUGCUUUUUACACAAUUAUUUAUUAAAUAAAUACUAACUGGUUUACCAUUGAAAUCAUUUUGACAAUAAUUAAUUUUCUUACCAUGGAAUCCAUAAUUUUUUGUAGUGAUUAUUAAUGUCUUAACCAGAGGAGUGAAUCUGUUUUAAAUUUUAUACAUGUCCUUACUUAAAGAGGAUCUAAGUACCAACAUCUUUUUGCCAAAUGCACAUGAUCAAAUAAAAAAUACGAUUGUUUAA
Molecule: messenger RNA, 1839 nt
Organism: Papilio polytes (common Mormon)
Lineage: Eukaryota; Metazoa; Arthropoda; Insecta; Lepidoptera; Papilionidae
Exons: 3
Coding region: 181-1542 (453 amino acids)
Source: RefSeq, a predicted model, not a curated record